Molecule: messenger RNA, 683 nt
Organism: Vigna radiata var. radiata (mung bean)
Lineage: Eukaryota; Viridiplantae; Streptophyta; Magnoliopsida; Fabales; Fabaceae
Exons: 2
Coding region: 105-554 (149 amino acids)
Source: RefSeq, a predicted model, not a curated record
GUCGUGGCGACUCCCAAAAGCAAAACUAAAGAAAAAACCCAAGUCAGAAAGAAGUAGUUCAAGAGAAUACGAGGAGACUGAAGAAAAAAAACCUCCAAAUCAGAAUGAGAGGAUCGGAGAAAAUGAAAAAAAGGAUCUCUAUCGUCACCAAAAAGUCUCCACAAUCAACGCCACCACAAACACCUCCCAAUAACCAAUGCUCCAUCAUAGCAAACUCACAACUCAUGCACGAUCGCACUGAUCCCACGACACUGAUGGAGCCCACCGAUCUCUUGCCCAACAACCCCUCGCUGCCUUCGUGUUCUUUCUCCGGAGAGCCCUCCACCAAGAAACCAAACAUGCGCCGCUCUUUCUCCGUCCUCCACCGUGGCGUUUCCGGCCCGAGUCUGAACUCCGAGGAAAACGCCGCUCCUGAUUUAGUGGAUGAUUUGAGGGCAGGAACUGUUACUGUGGAUGAAAACUCUGUAUCCUUUUUGCAUGUCCGUGUGGAAGAAGCUACAAGGUUCUCCGGUACAAUGAUAAGCUCUACUACAAAUUAUUGUAACACUUUUUGAAGGAGAUGUUCUUUUAAUUCUGUGAUGGCAUUAGGGAAUUUAGUAUUUUAUUCAUGGAUAAAAUAUUUUAUUAUGUUUUUGGUUUCAGUUAUUGAAUUUGAUCUAUCAUAUUCUGUAUUUUAGUGUUAA